AUGAGGAGAAAGAGAGAUAUGGAUGCUGCUGCCAUAGACGCUCUUUGCCAUGAACAAGGUGCGAAUGAUGAUUUGUAUGGUGCACUGUGGCGUGCAUGCGCGGGAGCAUCGGUUUAUGUUCCCAGCAUUGGAGAGAAGGUUUUGUACUUUCCACAGGGUCACUUGGAGCAGGUUGCUGCAUUUGCCCAGCAUCAGCAAGAUGGUCACAUGGAAAUUCCCGUGUUUGAUUUGCCUUCUAAGAUCUUAUGCAAGGUUAUUGGUGUUCAGUUAAAGGCUGAACCUUACACAGAUGAGGUUUUUGCCCAAGUUACAUUACUUCCUCAGCUCAAGCAAGAUGAUUUUAAUUUGGACGAAGAAGACAAUAUUCAGACUUCUCGCAGAAAUUCUAUCUACUCCUUUUGCAAGAUACUGACUCCAUCAGACACAAGUACACAUGGUGGAUUCUCUAUUCCGAAGCGACAUGCUGAUGACUGCUUCCGUCCUCUGGAUAUGACUCAUCCAACACCAACACAGGACCUGGUUGCGAAGGACUUGCAUGGGUUUGAGUGGCAUUUUCGGCACAUAUAUCGUGGUCAGCCGAAACGACACUUGCUUACUAGCGGUUGGAGCACAUUCGUGAAUUCCAAAAAACUUGUUGCUGGAGAUUCAUGCAUUUUCGUUAGUGGGGAAAAUGGAGAAAUUCGUAUUGGGAUUCGUCGGGCAAUGAAACAUCACUCCAAUGUAUCUACAUCUUCGUCUCUGAUAUCGGGUCAUAGCAUGCAACUUGGAAUUUUGACUAGUGCUUCCCAUGCUGUUAACUCAGGAUCCAUGUUCACUGUCUAUUUCCGCCCUUGGACGAACCCCUAUGAAUUUAUUAUUCCUCUGCAAAACUACAUGAAGUCAAUUGCACUCAACUAUUCAAUUGGAAUGAGAGUACAAAUGCUGUAUGAAGUUGAAGAGUCUGCAAGAAGCAGAUAUGCAGGUACGAUUAUUGCUAUUGAAGAUAUUGAUAAAAUUAGGUGGCCAGGUUCAGAAUGGAGAUGUUUCAAGGUGCAAUGGGAUGCUGUAUUAGAUGCAUGUCUGCGUCCAGAAAGGGUUUGUCCAUGGUGGAUUGACCCCUUGGAAUCUGUCAACGAGAAGCGCAUUCCUAUUUUCCCCAUUCCAAACAAGACACAUGUACUUAACCCGCGCCCUUUGCCUGGAUUGAGCGGUGUUGCUGUGGAAGACAUUAUUCAGAAUUCGGCCCAGCUUGCAUCUCAGAGAGUGGAUAGGGACUUACAAGGUCAAGAUUACAUUGGUGCAUGUUCUUCACAGCCCAUCCGUUGCUCACAGUUUGGGAAAAAUCAGCUUCCCAUUCCUAUGCAAGACCCGCUUCACCACUCUCUUGGCAGCUCAAUGUCAUCUCCAUAUGAAGACUUGUCAACUUCAAGUACAAUUUUGAACUCCACUGGUUUUGACUCGCAGGGAUGCCAUUCUUCUGAAUCUAAAGAUGAAAAUGAUGUUCCUUUUGGCCAACCAGGCAGUUAUAGUAGAUACAAGCUUUUUGGGGUUAGCUUAAUUGAUAACCAACCGGAGCUCCCUUCACCACAAUUUGCUGCUUUGAGCAAGACUUCAAGUCCCCUUUCCAGUCAUCCAACGUGUGUUACCUCUGGGAAAACGUGCAAGAAGUGUCGCUUUGUUAGUAGAAGCUGCACAAAGGUGCUUAAGCUGGGGACUGCUCUUGGAAGAGCGGUUGACCUCUCACGUUUUCCUGGAUAUGAUGAACUAAUUUCCGAACUUGACUCGAUGUUUGAUUUUGGGGGAAGUUUAAUCAAUGGAAGCAGUGGAUGGCAAGUGACCUGCAUAGAUGAUGAUGGAGACAUGAUGCUGUUAGGGGAUUACCCAUGGCAGGAUUUCCAGUCCAUGGUGCAAAAGAUGAUAAUAUGUCCAAAGGACGGUAUUAACAAUCUUAAUCCAAGCUCUUCAACAGAUCCUAGAAACCUUUAAUCAUUGCCCACC
Abrus precatorius (Indian licorice) is the source of this 1977-nucleotide messenger RNA. RefSeq names its product auxin response factor 24-like. The record is from RefSeq and is a predicted model, not a curated record. NCBI's taxonomy places the organism in Eukaryota, Viridiplantae, Streptophyta, Magnoliopsida, Fabales, Fabaceae. Gene Ontology annotation, biological process: response to hormone; regulation of DNA-templated transcription. The transcript is spliced from 14 exons. Gene Ontology annotation, cellular component: nucleus. The coding region runs from base 1 to 1965 and encodes 654 amino acids. Gene Ontology annotation, molecular function: DNA binding; protein binding.